AUGGAGAGCAGGACAGAGGCAGAAUGUGGAUUUGGAGGGCAGAUGGAAGGCAUCUGCCGCAUACCCACAAAUAUUUCAACACCAUUAAUUCAUAAUUUUGUUUAUCUCUUUAAGAUCCACACGGGUUUACAGCACCAAAUAAUCUGGGCCUGUCAGCCCAGCUGCGUUCCUCUGGAUGAAAAACUUCUGCCCCAGCUCCUAAAAGAAGCAGGCUACACUACCCACAUGGUCGGAAAGUGGCACCUGGGAAUGUACCGGAAAGAAUGCCUUCCAACCCGCCGAGGAUUUGAUACCUACUUUGGAUAUCUCCUAGGUAGUGAAGAUUACUAUUCCCAUGAACGCUGUGUGUUUAUCAACGCUUUGAAUGUCACACGAUGUGCUCUUGAUUUUCGAGAUGGUGAGGAAGUUGCAACAGGAUAUGAAAAUAUGUAUUCAACAAACAUAUUUACCGAAAGGGCUACAGCCCUCAUAACUAACCAUCCACCAGAGAAGCCUCUGUUUCUCUACCUUGCUCUCCAGUCUGUCCACGAGCCCCUUCAGGUCCCCGAGGAGUACCUGAAGCCAUAUGACUUUAUCCAAGAUAAGAACAGGCGUCACUAUGCAGGAAUGGUUUCCCUUAUGGAUGAAGCCGUGGGAAAUGUCACCGCAGCCUUAAAAAGCCGUGGGCUCUGGAACAACACGGUGUUCAUCUUCUCCACAGAUAACGGCGGGCAGACUUUGGCCGGGGGCAAUAACUGGCCCCUUCGAGGAAGAAAGUGGAGCCUGUGGGAAGGAGGCGUGCGAGGGGUGGGCUUCGUGGCCAGCCCCUUGCUGAAACGGAAGGGCGUGAAGAACCGGGAGCUCAUCCACAUUUCCGACUGGCUGCCAACUCUGGUGAAGCUGGCCGGGGGCAGCACGAAUGGUACCAAACCUCUGGACGGCUUCGACGUGUGGAAAACCAUCAGUGAAGGAAGCCCGUCCCCCAGAAUUGAGCUGCUACAUAACAUCGACCCAGGCUUUGUGGACAUUUCUCCGUGUCCUGGGAACAGCACGGCUCCAGCAAAGGGUGACUCUUCUCUUCCAGAAUAUUCAGCCUUCAACACAUCUGUCCAUGCUGCAAUUCGACACAGAAGCUGGAAACUCCUCACGGGCUAUCCAGGCUGUGGUCACUGGUUCCCUCCACCAUCACAAUACAAUGUUUCUGAGAUACCCUCAUCGGACCCACCAGGCAAGACCCUCUGGCUCUUUGAUAUUGAUCGGGACCCAGAAGAAAGACAUGACCUGUCCAGGGAGUAUCCCCAUGUGGUCAAGCAGCUCCUUUCCCGGCUACAGUUCUACCACAAACACUCAGUGCCCGUGUUCUACCCGGAUCAGGACCCCCGCUGUGACCCCAAGAGCACUGGGGCUUGGGGCCCUUGGAUGUAGGAUCUGGGGCAGCCUUGGGUGGGUCGCUAGAAAGCCUUUCUGUUGCAAGUUGGACUUCAGACUCUACUCGUGUGUCUCAUUUGUUCUCCCAAUGGCUUCACCUAGUCCUUCUUUUGCCCCUAAACCACAUUAACGUGAUUGUCUCAUUUCAACCCCUUGUGCAUUUAAGAAGACGAUAAAAUCUGGAACCCUCCCGCUGUUGGCUGGGGUGUGUGUGUCUAGAGGAGAGGGUGAUUGGGUUCAUCCCCUUUUUCCGGAGCCGUGGGUCCGCUGGGAACUUGAUUUGAAAUAGGAAGUUAGUGAGUCCUGGAGGCCGGAGCAGCUGGCUCCUUUUGCCUCACAAGUCAGAUGUUAGGUUUCCUUCUGCCAAUAGCCAGCUUUUAUUGGCGUGACUCACAUUUCUUGUAACAAAUGAAGGGAGCAGACAAUUGUUAAUGGCUCUGUUGGCCAGGGGGUCUCCCUGUCUGGGAGAGAUCAUGUUCAGACGUUCCAUGUGAAUACGCGCCUUGGUCACCCUCGCUCACACACCUCAUCACUCAGCCCGUCCUGGAGCAUAAGGCCCAUUUCACUGGUAAGGUCAGUAUGGCAACAUGCCUACUCCUUGGUUCUGCUUUUUACAAUAAAGAACUGUGUUUUUAGCCCCAACUUCCCCCCAGCCAUUGCUCAUUUUGUCUAGACUUCCUGCUACCCGCAGAUCCCCCCUGGUUUUUUCCUCCCCUUCCCUGUGACUCAGGCGUCCUGUGCCUGAGAAGGCUGCCUUGCUUCUCCACUCUGAGCACCACUGGUUUGGGGAACACUGAGCUCUGCCUUCCUUUUGCCCCAACACCCAAGUGAGAGCCCUGCCAGAGAAGGCGGCCCGCCCGGCUCUGUGAGUUCAUGGUAGACACGAAGAGGCCUGGGUGGGCAAGGCUUGGGUCUGGGUCAUCUGUCUGGUGAGCACUUUUCUAGUUACAUGGAGUUUAUUAUCAUGACUAUGGCUUCGUCUCAUAAUGUAGGAUGAGUGCACUGACAGCUAUUCCCCGGCAGUGAGGAAAAGCCCCAGGAAAGGGCACUAUUUUUCAAGAUGAUGGAAGUGGGCAAUUUAAAAAAGGAAAUGGCCAGCAUCUGGGAUUCUGGGCCUUGAGAAAGCCAGGAGGGCACAUUCAUAUUUCUCUUAUUCUCCCAGUCUCGCUGCUUUUAUUGAGGUUCUGGGGUGAGGGGCAGGAUGCACAGUGUGACCUGCCAGCCCUUUCUCAGUCCCACUAAUAUCCUACUGACAUGCAUCGGUCCAGAUUAGCUCCAAAGAGUAUCAGACUCAGAGAAAUGUGUGCAAAAAUUAUACCUUUUUUUGCAUUAGCUCCACUGUUUCAUUUGCUGCUUAUCACCAGUGCCUGGUACAUAGAAGGCACUCAAUACACUUUUAAAAAAAUAAAUGAGUGAAUGAAUGAAUGAGCAAAUGAGAAAGUCUCACACCAUGAAAGGUGAUAGUCCAAUGAGUUGAAUACAGGGAUAAUAUAAAUAUCUUCCAACCAUUGAUUUUCUGUUCUCAAGCUGCCUCGUUGGGUAGGAGCACAGUCUGCACAUCUGGGCAGUCAUUUAACACGCCAUAGUAAAGUUGUAAUGUCCGCUGGGGUAGGGGUGGAAUGUGCCUGCCAAAGGUACUGUUCGUUUCCCAGUAAUCCUCAGUUCUAUUUAUUCUUCGUAGGACACUAGAAACAAAACCACCAACUAAUAUGCUAGGUUCCUUCCAUUCAGUAGCUGUGUUUUCUGGUCGCUACCAACUUGGAUUGUAUUAAAAUAGGAUGAUUGGAAGGAAAUGGUGCUAGAACUAAUGACACCCAUUACCAGCCUAUUCCACACUCCUGGGUUGGCACACAGCCGGCCAAAAUACUAUUACCUCUCCCGAGCCUGUGGCAGAUUUAUGAACUAACUGAGCCCAGAUAUUCCUUCUGGAUCCUUCUAAUCCCAGCGCUAUAGGUACCAUUAAUACUUUAAGGUUGGAGGCAUCACUAGAUGACCUCUCUUACUCUCCCGGCAGCUGUCCCCGAUUCUGGCUUCUUGGUUGCUAUGUACAGUGUGCACAUUCGGCACUCAGGACUUAAAGGGAAUUUUAAAGAUUAAUUUUCUGUAACACUUUUAUCUGAGAUUUUAUUUUAUCCAUAAUAGAAUGCAUUAGAUUUUUUUUUCUGUACCAGACUGUGAACAGAUUCAUAUGUUUUCAUUAGAAGUAUUAAUGUCAUUUCUUUUUAAUUUGUUUAUGUUUAAAGAAAGGUUUUGUUUAACUGUUUUUCCUUGUUACUUCACAAUUGUCCCACAUAUGGGGGAACAAAAAGAAUAAAUUAUCUUUUAGAACGUGUCA
Myotis brandtii (Brandt's bat) is the source of this 3742-nucleotide messenger RNA. RefSeq names its product arylsulfatase B (gene ARSB). The coding region runs from base 1 to 1404 and encodes 467 amino acids. NCBI's taxonomy places the organism in Eukaryota, Metazoa, Chordata, Mammalia, Chiroptera, Vespertilionidae. The record is from RefSeq and is a predicted model, not a curated record. The transcript has 8 exons.